CUCCUGGGGGGCGGGGGGGGGCAGGCCUGGUGUAGCGGGUCUGACAGGCCCCCCAGGUGGGCGUGUUUCGUUCCAGAACCUUUUGAGGGCAGGGACACAGUGUGCGCUUACUAUUCCAGGCAACUGCACCUCGUGGUUUUGUUUUGUAUUGCUUUUCACGUGCUUGGUACGGGCAGCGUUGAGUCAUUCAUAGUUCGCGGUUGUCAGCGAGCACUGUCUCCGAGUCCACGCCCUGCCUCUAUCCGUGGCGCAGGCGUGCCUCGUACUUAUAGCAGCCCCUCGGUGCCCACUUGAGUCAACAUGUCCUGAUGUCCUGGAGUGUGUGUGAGCUGCUUUCCCUCGGCCUCCCGCCUGACGGACCACUCCCCUCCCUCCACUGGCGGUUACUCUGCCUGGCUCCUGAGCCAGACCCUGGAAACCUGUGAUGACUUCUUUUACUUACCUGUUAACCAUCGUCUCCUGCAGUUUCGCCGGAAACUCCAUUGGGCAACUUGCCUCUAAGCAUUCAUCUACAAGGCUUUCUUCUGCAUUCAGUUCCUGUCAGCAGCCAGCUCCUGUGACCCCUCCCUCCAUGAAGUUUUCCCAGCCUCAUGCAUCCCUCUGGCCACAGUCCUCUCUGAACCAGCCUCAGCCCCUGGGCUGGGCCUGUCUGCCUUACCUUGGCCAUGGCCUCUUGGCCCGCACCCUGACCCCUCCUUUCCUGCAGGUCCCUCUUGUUGGCUACAAGAAGACACCCAGUACAACAAUGCCAUCCCCACUGGGCCCCCCACGCCUGCCCUCUGUGGACCCCGUGGCCACUCUGGAGGAGCCCGAGGCAGCACGCCUACGUUUCCGGGGCUUCUGCUACCAGGAGGUGGCAGGCCCCCGUGAGGCCCUGGCCCGGCUGCGAGAACUGUGUCGCCAGUGGCUGCGGCCAGAAGCAUGCUCCAAGGAGCAGAUGCUGGAGCUGCUGGUGCUGGAGCAAUUUCUGGGCACGCUGCCCCCUGAGAUUCAGGCCUGGGUGCGGGGCCAGCGGCCGGGCAGCUCUGAGGAGGCUGUAGCCCUGGUCGAAGGCCUGCAGCAUGACCCUGGGCAGCUACUGGGCUGGAUCACAACCCAUGUCUUGAAGCAAGUGGUGCUUCCAGAGGCACAGAAGAUAGAGGAGUCCUUGGGGAGACCCCACCCUUCAGGGACAGUGGAACUUCUCAGGGCCACCUCUGGGGAGGAACCACAGGACACCCAGAUGGAAGGGUCUUCCCAGCUCAGCUGCAGUGUGAAGGAGGAGCCUGAUGCUGAUGGGCAGGAGAUGGCACCUUGCAGCCCCCCACAUCCAGCCCAGUCCCGUGAGGGGUACCCAGCACACCGGGAAGCAGCCUCCACAUCCUUCCGACCACCCAGGAUUCAGGAGGAGUGGGGGCUUCUGGACCGGUCACAGAAGGAACUGUACUGGGACGUGAUGCUGGAGAAGUACGGCACGGUGGUCUCCCUGGCAGGGCUACCGGCACCCCCACCGGAGUCACGGGUUGAGUCGGAGCCAGGGGUGCUGCGCUCGGGGACAGAGGGUCAAAGAAGCCUCCACCCGGGAGAUGAGAGUGAGAGCCACCGCGACGGUCCACCCCACUACCCAGAGUCCCAGCCACCCCAGGUCUCCAGGCCUGUCACCUGGGAGGGCCCAUCUGGGGCCUCCAUGUCCCCCAGGGCUACGGUGGGAGCAGUGCUGGAGGCCGGUGCCCCACGGAGGAAGCCUUACACCUGUGAGUUGUGCGGCCGAGGCUUUGACUGGAAAUCAGUGUUUGUCAUCCACCACCGGACGCAUGCGGAUGGGCAGGCCGUGCGGACGCCGGCGCCGGCUGUCGGGGGCGUUCAGAAGCUGCUGCCAGGCUCCCGGGAGCCGGGUGCACCCCGCCACCCCCGGCGCACGCCCCCGGGCCCCCGAAGCUAUGCCUGUGAGGACUGCGGGCGCAGCUUCAGCUGGAAGUCUCAGCUGGUCAUCCACAGGAAAAGCCACACAGGCCAGCGGCGCCACCACUGUGGUGACUGCGGCCGCAGCUUCGACUGGAAGUCCCAGCUGGUCAUUCACAGGAAGAGCCACCGGCCGGAGGCCCCGUGAGCGGCUCCAGAAGGCAGCCUCACUGCGGGAGCCGUGGAGCCUGCGGGACCUGGACACAGUUCCUGGGAAUCUGGCCCCAGCCUCUCUUGGUCUCUUCUGUGUGGGACACUUGGAGGCAGCAGAGGACACUCGUGAAUCAAUUCCCAGGCGAGGCCCCUGUCCCCGGUUCAGUGUCCCCAAAACAGCCAUCUGGGUGUAAGUGAAAGCACCCACUGCUCCCUCGAUAGUCUGGUGAGGCCUGGGCUGCGAUAAAGUGCCUCAGCCCGGUGACUUCCAGGCUCCGAGGCCCCCCGGUGGUGACCUCGGCAGGUGGACCAGGCAAGGGCUCUCCCGACCUCUGGGACUUUAUUGGCCCCAGGUGGCUGCUUAAAAAUUGCUCCUUUCUACUCCUCAAGCUGCUGAGCCCGAUGUCUCGGUGUAGACGGUACAGAAAGCUCAGGGGAGCAUGCCUGGCUUCUGUUGGCAGACGGAUGGAAAACUCAUAGCCCUCCACAGUUUAGAUUUGUCACAAAUUCCAUUUUUGUAAUGGGGAGUUUCUACGUGAGAAUCCUGACCUCUGCUUUCUUGCUGGCCAGAACAUCAGCAGUGGCAUCCCUCCUGCCUGGCAGCAAGACCACAGAGCAGCCGUGCCCGCGAGAGGGGCCAGCAGCCCUGGUCUCCUGACCCACCUGUUCUUGGGUCGCCCACGUCACUCCCUGGCCUCCUUGUCCUUUGAGCCCUCAAGUCCCAGGUUGAGGGGACACCAAGGGGACCUCGUUUGCAAGUAUGGAUGGACAAGGAGGGUCCACAAACAUGUCACAUAGGCCAUGUGACUUAAAAGUAAUUAUUGUUCACUUAGAAGACUUUGAAAUACAUAAGAGGGCAGAGAUUAUGAAAAUGACCCCUAA
This is a messenger RNA of Suricata suricatta (meerkat), 2976 nucleotides long. It is a transcript of the gene ZNF446, whose product is annotated as zinc finger protein 446. The record is from RefSeq and is a predicted model, not a curated record. The coding region runs from base 425 to 2089 and encodes 554 amino acids. Gene Ontology annotation, biological process: regulation of DNA-templated transcription. NCBI's taxonomy places the organism in Eukaryota, Metazoa, Chordata, Mammalia, Carnivora, Herpestidae. The transcript is spliced from 6 exons.